AUGGCGGAGGCGAUGAUGGACGAGAGUCAGUCUCAACAUCAACAAAAACAACAAGCGCAGACACAGACACAGACACAGCCGCCAUCUACAAAAAGAAAAGCCGAGUCGAGUGAUCACCGGGAUCGCAGCAACGUGAUCCAUUUUACGUCACGCAAUCCGCUGUGGACGUAUCUCAAGCUGCAAUUAAUCACGCACCCACUCUCAUUAUCAGCCGCGACCCUAGACGCCGUCACAGCGCGGACAUAUCUCACCUCCGCCCUGUCGCAAUUCCUUGGAUUAACCGGCACCGCGAUCCCGAUCGACAUCCUCAAGAUCGAAAAGGCGCGUCGCGGGGAUGUCUUCAUGUGGAUCCGCGUGCCGCGCGAGGACGUUGCCGCUGUUGUAUCGGCGCUAAGCUCGUGGAUUGGUGGUAGCACUAGCACCAGCACUACCAGCAGCACCAGCAGUGCCGGCAUCGGUGUCGGCGACGGCGGCAAUGUCGCGUGGAGGGUGUGCGCAAAGGGGAAUUUCCUUGGUGCGCUUGUGCAUGGUUCGGGGAUUGGCUUAACCACGGGACCGCGCGCCCAGGGUCUGGCUGAUUUUGAGAAAGAAAAAGUUACAUUACGCUGGUCGAGAUGUCACGGCACACGACAGGAAAGCGCUGAUCAGUCGAAACUGUGUAUGUAG
Molecule: messenger RNA, 666 nt
Organism: Rasamsonia emersonii CBS 393.64
Lineage: Eukaryota; Fungi; Ascomycota; Eurotiomycetes; Eurotiales; Trichocomaceae
Exons: 3
Coding region: 1-666 (221 amino acids)
Biological process (GO): intronic box C/D snoRNA processing; tRNA processing; nuclear-transcribed mRNA catabolic process, RNase MRP-dependent
Cellular component (GO): ribonuclease MRP complex; nucleolar ribonuclease P complex
Molecular function (GO): ribonuclease MRP activity
Source: RefSeq, a predicted model, not a curated record